Molecule: messenger RNA, 1676 nt
Organism: Abrus precatorius (Indian licorice)
Lineage: Eukaryota; Viridiplantae; Streptophyta; Magnoliopsida; Fabales; Fabaceae
Product: carbonic anhydrase 2-like
Exons: 9
Coding region: 313-1083 (256 amino acids)
Biological process (GO): carbon utilization
Molecular function (GO): carbonate dehydratase activity; zinc ion binding
Source: RefSeq, a predicted model, not a curated record
AGUCCUGAAGCAGAAGACAAAUACACAAAGUUACAAACCUUCCAAUUAUGGCCAUUUCUUAAUUUGAUGUUUUUCCUUGGGUCAUAACUUAAGAACAAGUGGUGUGAGGUGUGCAUUAUUAAUGCAUAAACAGACCCGGCAUCGGUGGCACACAAUACGUGAGUUUUGGUCCACUUUGUGCCUUGUGGCUUCUCUUGCGCGUGGAACAGAACUCAUCCAUUCUUCUCCAUAUAACUCACUGCUACCUUACCAUUUUUCCUCCAUCUCUUAUGACAAAUUCUCUCUGUUCAUAGAAAAUAAAAGAAGGAAGAAAUGGCAGGAGAGUCAUACGAUGAGGCCGUUGCAACGCUGACCAAGCUCAUCAGCGAGAAAGCCGAUCUCGGAGAUGUCGCCGCCGCAAAGAUCAAACAGUUGACGGCAGAGCUUGAGGCGAACGGAUCGAAACCGUUUAACCCUGACGAGAGGAUCCGAACCGGUUUUGCCCAUUUCAAGAAUGAGAAAUUCGAGAAGAAUCCGGAAUUGUUCGGGGAUCUUGCCAAAGGCCAGAGCCCAAAGUUUAUGGUGUUUGCUUGCUCAGAUUCAAGAGUUUGCCCAUCCCAUGUUCUGGAUUUCCAACCGGGUGAAGCCUUUGUGGUCCGAAAUAUUGCCAACAUGGUUCCACCAUAUGACAAGACGAAGUAUUCAGGAACAGGGGCAGCCAUUGAAUAUGCAGUCUUACAUUUAAAGGUGGAGAAUAUUGUGGUUAUUGGACACAGCUGCUGUGGAGGUAUAAAAGGCCUCAUGUCUAUCCCAGACGAUGGGACCACUGCAAGUGAAUUCAUAGAGAACUGGGUCCAAAUUUGUACUCCAGCAAAGUCCAAAGUUAAAGCAGAAGCAAGCGAAUCAGAAUUCUCAGACCAGUGUACCAAUUGUGAGAAGGAAGCAGUGAAUGUAUCACUUGGGAACUUAUUUACUUAUCCAUUUGUGAGAGAUGGUGUUGUGAAGAAAACGCUUGCUUUGAAAGGUGCACAUUACGAUUUCGUUAAGGGCACGUUUGAGCUGUGGGAUUUGGACUUCAAAAUCUCAUGCUCUGUAUCCGUUUAAGAUCACUGAAGCACCAAACGGUGUUCUAAACUCGAGGUGCGUGAUGAUGUACAUGAAUCCCUUUGCAAGUGUUUUGCUGUUGAAAAAGAACCCUCUCCCCUUUUUCUUUCUUUUUCCCAAAUCCCCAGAAAAGAAGCAAACACUCAGCAAAAAUAAUGGUCUUUGAGACCAACUCAAUAAGUUUUGUUUUCUACCGUUUUCUAUGCUACUUAGAGGAUUUCUUUCUGCAAACAAUUAUAAUGUUCUAGUCGGUAUGGAAAUUUUUUUUAAGUUUAAAAUAUAACUCACAAAAUGGUCAAAUUCAAUUAUGUUAUAUCCCUUCAAAAAUAAACGUUUUCUUAGCAAUCUAGUGUGUACUCUGUUACACUUUCAACUGAGUUAUUCAAUCAAUAGUUGAACGCUUAAUCUGUUGCUGAAAAUAUGAACGUCGUAAAGUUUUUUACGAGCUAAAUCCACAGUACAAAAUUUUUCUUUCGAACAAAAAUUACAAAAGCUUUAAAUUGAAAUCUUCUCAUCACACAAGGGACAGCACUUGUUUCAUGCCAAACGCGGGCAGCUAAGACAGCAGUUGCUAAAAGACACAAGCAAUAAAU